AUGAGCCCGUGGAUCGCUAUUCCCGGGCCUACAAGUGCAAUAAUAGUAAAUAACAGGACACAGGUGGAGAUUGUAGACGUCUCUGAGCCUGAGGAGACGAGAAAUAAGGACCAACAGAUGGUUCACAUGACGCUCCAAGUGCUGACGAUCGCACUUAGUGCUUGUAAAGAGUCUGUGGAAAUUGCAGAUGCAGCAGGUAUCUUGUCUCUCUAUAAGAUAUAUGGGACUCUUUCGUUUGGACACUCUGUGUGUGCUUUGUAUCAAGUUGCAACGUCCGAGGAAUAG
Molecule: messenger RNA, 285 nt
Organism: Peronospora farinosa
Lineage: Eukaryota; Oomycota; Peronosporomycetes; Peronosporales; Peronosporaceae
Source: the annotation of a GenBank genome assembly